Talpa occidentalis (Iberian mole) is the source of this 3603-nucleotide messenger RNA. It is a transcript of the gene ZFAND1, whose product is annotated as zinc finger AN1-type containing 1. Gene Ontology annotation, molecular function: zinc ion binding. NCBI's taxonomy places the organism in Eukaryota, Metazoa, Chordata, Mammalia, Eulipotyphla, Talpidae. Gene Ontology annotation, biological process: cytoplasmic stress granule disassembly. The transcript is spliced from 8 exons. The coding region runs from base 49 to 855 and encodes 268 amino acids. Gene Ontology annotation, cellular component: cytoplasm; cytoplasmic stress granule. The record is from RefSeq and is a predicted model, not a curated record.
CCCGCCCAGCCGGCUCCGCCUCCACCUAGUCCCACGCGACGUAGGGAGAUGGCGGAGUUGGACAUAGGGCAGCACUGCCAGGUGGAGCACUGCCGGCAGAAAGAUUUUCUUCCAUUUAUAUGUGAUGGUUGUUCAGGAAUAUUUUGCCUUGAACACAGAAGCAGGGAGUCACAUAACUGUCCUGAGGUGACUGUAAUCAACAAGACACUGAAGUCAGAUAAGAAUACAUCUUACUCAUGCUCAUUCAAGGAUUGUACUGAAAAAGAGCUUGUGCCAGUUUUAUGCCCUUACUGUGAGAAGAAUUUUUGCUUGAGACACCGUCAUCAGUCAGAUCAUGAAUGUGAAAAACUGGAAAUCCCUAAACCUCGAAUGGUUGCCACUCAGAAACUUGUCAAAGACAUUAUUGAUUCCAAGACAGGAGAAACUGCAAGUAAACGACGAAAAGGUGCAAAAAAUAGCGAAACCGCUGCAAAGGUAGCAUUGAUGAAAUUAAAGAUGCAUGCUGAUGGAGAUAAAUCAUUGCCACAGACGGAAAGAAUAUAUUUUCAGGUUUACUUACCUAAAGGGAGCAAAGAGAAGAGCAAGCCAAUGUUCUUUUGCCACCGAUGGAGCAUUGGAAAAGUUGUAGACUUUGCAGCAGCUGCAGCCAGUCUUAAAAAUGAUAAUAACAAAUUAACAGCUAAGAAAUUAAGGUUAUGUCAUGUUACUUCAGGAGAAGCCUUACCCUUGGACCAUGCUUUGGAAACUUGGAUUGCUAAAGAGAAUUGUCCAUUAUAUAAUGGUGGGAAUAUUAUUUUGGAAUAUCUUAAUGAUGAAGAACAGUUUUUAAAAAAUGUUGAUUCUUAUUUGGAAUAAUCAGAGAUUGAAUUCAAAGAUUCAAGUCAAGAAAUCAUAAGGAAAAUUCUAUGUUAUUUUCUUUUAAUACAAAUGCUGUAUAUAUUUUUAUUUUUAAAAGUUGCCAUUUAACUUAUUUUCAUUGUUAUAAUUUACAUUAUCAGUUUUCUAUUAAAUUUAAUUUGAAUUUUGUGUUUCAAAGUUUGAGAUAAUUAUUACCAGAUUCUUGCAUUUAACUAGCUUUUAAUAAAUUAGGCCGUAGUUACUGCAACAAAUAUGUAUUUCUCAUUUGGUUAAUAUCAACUGAUGAUUUGCUGUAACUAUGCUACGAUUCAUCUUUACUCCAAGAUCUAAGCUGAAGGCAGAACUCCCUUUGGUGACAUUGCCAUUUUUAUAACAGUGGAAGAAAGAGAUGGCUUCUAGAAAAUGCAUAACUCACUCUAGCUUUAAGAAGGUCACAUGGGGCCUCCCCGGUGGCGCAGCGGUUGAGCGCUGGGUUGUGAAGCUGCCCGCAGCCUCUGCAGCGCUGGUUCGAUCCCCGGCUGCUCCCCGGACACUGGAGGAGGGUCCCACAUGGCGUGCAGACCUCUCCUGCCGCCCGCUGCUCCUCUCAGCAGUGUACUUCAGUCCUUCUGCCUGCUCUGCUCCCUGCUCUGGCUCUGGUGAAUUCUCUCACCCUCCCGCACUUCUGACUGUACCCAGUGUUUGCAUAAAUAAAUAAAUAAAUAAAUAAAUAAAUCUUUAAAAAAAAAAAAAGAAGGUCACAUGUCCAAGAGUAGCUUUAUGGGGCUUACUUCCUGUGAGAUGUAAAUGGCUAUCUCCUCAAAGAUCACACAUACCAUUUACCUGAGUCAAGGCCAUCCAUCUGACCAUUGUUGUCAUUAGAGUCUUCGGGUACAUCAGGGUUGUGAUGGUGGACAACAAGGAUAGGGAUGUAGGGCUAGCCAUCAGCAACCUUGGCUUACACUUCAAAUUAGCCUCUGUUCAGUGGGGAUAAUCUCCCCACUUGACUUUCUUUUCUAGUCACCUUGGAUCUUUCCUCAUCAUUAUUUAUCUACAGCAUAAUACAUAAAUUGAUAUGUGUACAGGAAUCAUAUAAACUCAGAGAUCAUCUCAUUCAGUCUUCUAAGUUUUGGGGUAAGGAGUCUCCAUCCUAGUAAUGGGGAAAUGAUUUUCUUGGUAUCACUUCACUGCUUUGGGCCAUAUCUCUGAUAAUGACCCUCCUUCAGUUGAUUCACCUUUUCUGCUUGUGCAAAUAUAGUACAAAUGCGAAGGGAAAAAAUGAGAAGAUGAGAUAGCUCAACUUUAUUAUAGUCUGUACGUGCCAAAGAAUAAUGCAUGCCAAAAGUAAUUACAUUUUGCCAGUAACCCACAUUAAUGCUUCUUAUUGAUGUAUACCAUUUAUACUCAUCUGUAAUCUACAUAGAAAGAAAAGUAUUUGUUAUUUUGUCCCGUUUCUAUUUUAAUUGUCAUGAACAAGUAUAAUGGGUUUAGAUUUAAUUAAAGGAAUGAACUCACAAUGUUUAUUUCAUCUCUAAUUCUUCAUAUUAUUUUCAUGCAAAGAAUGGAGAUAACUUCCAACUUUUAUGAAAUGUUUAUACAUUCAUUUAUUAACAUAGUUAUUUGAGAAUUUACUAAACAUGGAUUUUAUUCUAAUUUUGCCAUGGUGGUUAUGAUAAAAAGAUAUAUAUUUAUACUUAUAACUAUUGGGUAGUUGGAAAAGUCGAUACGUAUUCUAUGUUUUUCAAGCAAAAUAUACGUCAUGACUUUUCUGACAACCCAAUAUAAUACAAGUUAGUGUGACAGAUACCAAAUAAAAAGUAUAGCUAUAUUCCUAUAGCUUUUGUAUCAGAAACUAUUAAGAUCACAAGUAGAAAUGUUUCUACUUAUAUAUUAUACAGCUAUAGUUCCAGAUACCCAAAAUUUUAAUACAAACUAAUACUUUAUCAUCUGUCAUAAUUACUUGCACAUAGUAGGUGAUCCACACAUGUAUCAUGAAAUGAUUAGAAGCUAAAUAUAUGAGAAAAAAAUAAUACCGGUGGGGUUGGUAGACGGUGGUAAAGCUGGCAGAAAUUGAGUUAUAUACAAGGAGGAUAAAGAAGAGAUCCUGUCAAUAAUUAAACAGAAAAAAGACCAAGCAUCAAGGAGGGAAGAACUUAUGACAGUAGGCAGACAGGUGGUAACUUAAGUCAAGUCCCAGAUAGUGGAGCAAUUUAGACUGGAAGGGCACCUAUAGCAUCCUCAGACACUGGAUAUUAGAGGCUUCCAUAUGAGUAGUCUUGUAGGUAUGAUAGUUUUUCUCUUUGAAAAGCUUUUCACUUUCAAAUUACCGUGAAAUCAGGCAACUUUCUAUGACUUUGUUUUCAGGCUUUUGUUGAGUUUAAUGAAGUCUUAGGUUUCACAAUCCCCAUUUAACCUAGUAUUUUCUACCUGCUUCCAGGCAACUAGAAUUAGAAGGAGAAAACCCACAAAGAGAAGAGAAAAAGUUUUAUAUUCAGAUAAAUAGUUGUAAUAACACCAACACAAUGGAGCUUUGCUUUAAAUGUAACUAGGCAGUAAAAUAUGUGAAUGAUAGAUUACUCAGAUUUUGCCCAGAUUUGUUUUAUUUCCCAGUUUUCAGAUAAGAAGGAUGGAGAAUUUGAAGAAGGGGAAAGGUUGUAGAUAGAGGAGUCUGAGGGUGAAAAAAUUUACGUUCAUUAACAUGUUUGACUUAGGCAGCAUAUAUUGUGAAUUAAAUAUUUGAUUAUAAAGAUAGCAUAGGUUUCAUAA